Molecule: messenger RNA, 2873 nt
Organism: Ruditapes philippinarum (Manila clam)
Lineage: Eukaryota; Metazoa; Mollusca; Bivalvia; Venerida; Veneridae
Product: histone acetyltransferase KAT7-like
Exons: 13
Coding region: 143-2122 (659 amino acids)
Biological process (GO): regulation of DNA-templated transcription
Cellular component (GO): nucleus
Molecular function (GO): histone acetyltransferase activity; zinc ion binding
Source: RefSeq, a predicted model, not a curated record
GGUCGCUUUCUACAGUGAAAGCGGAAGUAACCUUUUAAACCGGUCAUAAUAAUUGAUUUUGCGCCUUUAAUCGUUUAUCUUGUUUUGUUGUUUUAGGAGUUCCACAAUAUAUAAAAAAGGUCACAUAGUCUGAAGUUAAGGAAUGGCGAAACGGAAGUAUGUAGACAACAGUAGUUCAGCUGAGGAAAGUGAUGGGUCUGAGGAGGAGAGUACUCCAAUUAGAGUAACGAGAAGAUCUUCAGUCAAUCCGGUCAUAAGUACCCCAACAGGCAACAUUUCUACAGCACCUAAGCCAAAGAAAAGAAAGUUGUCUGGAUCGUCAACAGUAGAACCAGUAGAAGUAGCACCAAAUACUGAAAUUGAAUCUGAUGCAGAGUCUGAAUCAUCGGCCGUUACUCCACGUACAACAAGAUCAAAGGCUAAAGAGUCUCCCGAGACGAAAUCAAAAGACAAAAGUGCAGUAGUCUCAAAUACAAAAUGUAAGACCAAAGAGUCUAUUGAAGGUUCUGAAAAGACAGAAAAAAUAAACAAAAGCAAAAGUGUUAUUAAAGACAAAGACACGGGUUCAGAAAUUGGAGAAACAGAUGAUAAAAAUAAGACACAAACAAGUGCAGACACAAUCUCAGAAUGUGGGGAUAUUGAGAAAGAAAAGGCGAAGACAAAUCGGUCUAAAUGUGGAAAAGCGGGUAAGGCUGGGAAAGGCAAGUGUAAGGGCAAGUCGGUUACAAGUAAGAGCCCAGAGGAUCCUUCAAUGGCUGAGUGGGCGGAUAAACGACCAACACCAUCCAUGGACUAUAAUGAAACAAAUGCUAAAUGUCCUCUGCCAGGUUGUGAUUCAAAAGGUCAUCUUACAGGAAAACAUGAAUCACACAGGACAUUGUCUGCAUGUCCUCUAUAUCAUAAUACAACAGCACAGGAAUGUAAGGACAGAUAUGAUGACAGACAGAAAUCUGCUGAUGAAAGACAACUCUUCAUUAAUUCACUCACAGAUAGAAAGGGUCUACGCAGACAGCAUGCUAAUGAUGAUCAGAAAGCUAAAUUAGAAAUAAUAGAGAAGGCAAGGAAGAACAUUCCAGAGGAGACCGAUGAAAUCAAGGCAUCACAUAAAGAACAUUCAGACAAAUAUGAGAAGUCCAGACAACCGUUACUAAAUGGUUUAGCCUCAGAAUACGAUCUAAAACUAUUUUACGAUGCCCAGGCUAGAGCAUGUGAACAGAGAGAACAUGAGAUGAGCGUCCAUUAUCAGAGGUUUGACAACCAGGAGUAUCGAAUAAAGAAAUUGGAGAUCGGUCGAUAUGAGAUGUCAACGUGGUACUCCAGCCCGUAUCCCGACGAGUAUGCUCGUCUGCCUAAAAUCUACCUGUGUGAAUUCUGUUUGAAGUAUAUGAAAACAGCAACCAUAUUGAGAAGACAUGUGGCUAAAUGUGUAUGGAGACACCCUCCAGGAGAUGAGAUUUACAGAAAAAAUAACAUUUCUGUGUUUGAAGUGGAUGGAAAGAAAAACAAGGUAUAUUGUCAGAAUCUAUGCUUGCUGGCCAAGUUAUUUUUAGAUCACAAGACACUAUAUUUUGAUGUUGAGCCAUUCCUGUUUUAUGUGAUGACAGAAAAUGAUACACAUGGUUGUCAUAUACUCGGUUACUUCUCCAAGGAGAAGAAUUCCUUCUUGAACUACAAUGUGUCAUGUAUCUUGACGUUACCACAGUACAUGAGGAAAGGUUUUGGUAAAAUGUUGAUAGACUUUAGUUAUUUAUUAAGUAAGGUAGAGAACAAAAUUGGAUCUCCUGAACGACCACUGUCCGACCUUGGCUUGUUAAGUUAUAGAAGUUACUGGAAAGAAGUUUUACUCGAGUAUCUACAGAAAUUUUCAGGGUCGGAAUUCUGUAUCAAAGAUGUGAGUCAGGAAACAGCCAUCAAUGCUAAUGAUAUAGUUAGCACAUUACAGGCACUGGGUAUGCUGAAAUACUGGAAAGGGAAACAUCUCGUACUUAAAAGACAGGAUCUGAUAGAUGACUAUUUGGAGAAAGUGUCAAAACGUCCAGUAGAUAUUAAGAUGAUAGACCCAAACAAUCUCAAAUGGACGCCACACAACAAGCGUUCCUCGCAGAAUACAGCACAAAUAUAGGGACUCGACCAUCAAUGUAUCGUGAUUCAUUACACACAAAAAUUAGAUGCGCUCUUUUUGGUACUAAGUGACAUUUAAAAAGAGGUUCAUGUGCAAUGUAGACAAUUUGGAACAAAUACUUGUGAAAUCCAAUGCAGCAAAUUUUUAUGUUGUUUUUAGAUAAGUUUUGCGGAUAUGACUUCAUCUAUAUUUGUGAGCAAAGUUCAUAGAAAUGGGUCAGCAAAUGCUUUCCCGAAAUGUUCAUUUUGAUAUAAACAGACAUGUUUUCAGUUUUCAAGUACAGUUUUUAGGAAAUAAUGGACAGAUUGACAAAUUAUGGAUUUAUAAUUCACUAGGGUAAUCAUAGUGAUGCAUUUUGAUAUAUGGUUUUAUGUAGUUGUGUAUGAGUGACGUAAUUUAAGAAUAUGUAUCGAUGCUGCAAUGUCAAUAAUGAUACGACUGUAAAACAAAAUAUCCUUUACAUUGCCCCGUCAUAGAGUUUCUUAUAUAAUCUAUAGAGGUGUUUUAUUUAAGCUGACCCUUCAGAUUUCCUACUAUUUAUACAAUUGUUGCAAAAUUGCCAUUCAAAACAGAAAUCUUAAAAGCAAUUUGGAUGAUAAUGCUAUGCAUUUGGCAGUCUGCUCAUUAAUAGUUUUGUGUUCACUCUAAAUUUUUAAACUGACUGAUGAAAGCUAAAGCUCCACUGUAAAGGGUAGAAGCAGAGCGCUGGCUUGAGCUUCUGUCAUUUGGUAUGAAUUUCAAAAAUUUAUGU